GCGCGCGCUGCUGAUGUGAAGACGCAGGUGACGCGGCGCUCAGCUCCCAUCGGAAGACGCGCAGGAUCGAGACGCGUUGCUCUCUGACGGAUACUGACAUUAUUCCGGACUCAGAUUCCAGAGAAAAGCGCAGGGAUUUGGGAAGAAGGAGAGACGGAGACGCAGGGAGAGCAUUGCGAAGGUCUGGAGAAUGCCGGCCAGUAGAACGUUCCUCGUGUAGGAUAAGGCUAUUUGGAUGAACAUGGACAAAUGACCUGCAGGUUAAGACUCAGCCAUGAGCAUCACCUGUGGUCCACAGGACUCAAGAUAGCUGCAUCACGCCUCUCAGCAUCAGCCUGAAGGAAACCCAAGAAUCACAGUGCUUUGAAACCUCAAUUGGAAGCCUCUCAGAGAAAACUUAAAUUGGCGACCAAGCUGGGGCUAAAAAGCAGGAAUUCCCAUCUAUCCCUCAUCACGCCCUGCCUGUGCCGAAUGCACCGACCAAUGGAGAGACUACAGAAAGAGUCUGGAUAAAGUGCAGACAGGCCAAGAAAGAGAGAGAAAACGAGUGAACGAUUGGCCCGUCUUGGCCUCAUCUGCGAUCGUAGUCAAACAGAAACUCUGAGCGCUAUCUCAGCUCUGCCGAGAGCAGGUUUCUGAGCUCGUAUCAUCAGGGUGGGUGAAAUGCAGUCCGGGUGCUGGUCCUCUCUCUGGCCCCUGUGGCCCUUGCUGUUGGCUGGACUCUUUCUGUCGGCGGGGGCCCUGGAGUUCGGCGGGGCCCCGGGGCAGUGGGCUCGCUACGCCCGCUGGGAGGCCGGCUCGAUCGGGGAGCUCAGCUUUAGCCUGAAGACCAACGUGAGCAAGGCGCUGGUUCUGUACCUGGACGACGGCGGGAACUGUGACUUCCUAGAGCUGCUCAUCGGUGGCGGACACCUGCAGCUGCGCUUCGCCAUCCACUGCGCCGAGCCAGCCGCCCUCCAGAUGGAGACCCGUGUCAGCGACGACCGCUGGCACAUGGUGCUGCUCACCCGAAACUACCGCGAGACCAUGCUGAUGGUGGACGGGGAAACCAAAGUGGCGGAGGUGCGUUCCAAGCGCAAGGAGAUGGCGGUCGUCAGCGACCUGUUCGUGGGGGGCAUCCCUCCGGACGUGCGUCUGUCUGCGCUCACGUCCAGCACGGUCAAAUACGAGCCUCCGUUCAUGGGCUUGAUCUCCAAUCUGAAGGUGGGCGAGAUGCCUCCCACUGUCCUCAACAGCAACGGCAUUCAUAACGAUCUGGAGUAUCUGUGCGUCAAGCAGAACCCCUGCCUCAACGGGGGAUACUGCAGCGUCCAGUUCGGCGAGGUCUACUGCGACUGCUCUCACACACGCUUCCGAGGGAAAUACUGCAAAGAAGAAGAGUACGCUGUGGAAGGUAAGCGGCUGAUUAAUAACGGUUAA
Sinocyclocheilus rhinocerous is the source of this 1419-nucleotide messenger RNA. RefSeq names its product neurexin-2-like. Bases 664 to 1419 code for a protein of 251 amino acids. NCBI's taxonomy places the organism in Eukaryota, Metazoa, Chordata, Actinopteri, Cypriniformes, Cyprinidae. The record is from RefSeq and is a predicted model, not a curated record. The transcript has 3 exons.